This is a messenger RNA of Ornithorhynchus anatinus (platypus), 2232 nucleotides long. Its product is annotated as solute carrier organic anion transporter family member 1A1. Gene Ontology annotation, cellular component: membrane. Lineage: Eukaryota; Metazoa; Chordata; Mammalia; Monotremata; Ornithorhynchidae. Gene Ontology annotation, molecular function: phosphoglycerate kinase activity; bile acid transmembrane transporter activity; protein binding. Gene Ontology annotation, biological process: transmembrane transport; glycolytic process; sodium-independent organic anion transport. The record is from RefSeq and is a predicted model, not a curated record.
AUGAGGGUCGACUUCAACGUCCCCAUGAAGAACAAACAGAUCACCAACAACCAGAGGGUGAAGGCCGCCAUCCCCAGCAUCAAGCACUGCCUGGAUCACGGGGCCAAGUCUGUCGUCCUCAUGAGCCACCUGGGCCGUCCGGACGGCGUUCCCAUGCCGGACAAAUACUCCCUGGGGCCCGUGGCCGUGGAGCUCAAGACCUUGUUGGGCAGGGAUGUGCUGUUCCUCAAGGACUGCGUGGGGCCCGAGGUGGAGAAGGCCUGUGCCGACCCCCCGGCCGGCUCCGUCAUCCUGCUGGAGAAUCUGCGUUUCCACGUGGAGGAGGAAGGGAAGGGCAAGGACACGGCCGGGAACAAGGUCAAGGCUGACGCGGCCAAGGUGGAGGCCUUCCGAGCCUCCCUCUCCAAGCUGGGAGACGUGUACAUCAACGACGCCUUCGGCACCGCCCACCUGACUCUAGUCCUCGGGGACGUGCCUGGUUCUUCAGGGCAGACUUCUUCACAAACUCACAUUCUCGGCUGUUUCUGGGCCUUGAAAAUUACCAUCUCCCUCAAAAUCGGAACACCCGGAGAACGGGGUGGUGAUGCAAUUCUUCCAGAGAAAGAAUCACACAUCAGGAGCCUGCAGUCCAUUGGAGAGCCAUGGCAGAGACAGAGGAAGCUAGACCAAUCGGGCUGGAACUCCAAACUGAAGGUGUUUUUGCUGGCAUUAUUUGUUGCAUUUAUAUCCAAAACGCUCUCUGGGGCUUAUAUGAAGUCUAUGCUCACCCAGAUAGAGAGACAAUUUCGCAUUCCAACGUCUCUGGUUGGAUUUAUCAAUGGAAGCUUUGAAAUUGGUGAUUUGACGAUCUCUCCUACUGAUUCCCGUUGGGUGGGAGCCUGGUGGUUCGGCCUCCUCAUCUGUGCCGUCAUCAACAUUCUCUCCGGGUUACCGUUUUUCUUUUUGCCCAAAUCUCUCACUGAGGAAGACCUCGAAGGAAAUCAGGCUGUUUCUACCAAAGCCGUGGAGAAUGAUGCGCAGAGAAGACAAAGAUAACACGCCGAUGGGGAAGCAAAAGCAAUCAUUAAAGAUUUCUUGCCUUUUUUGAGAAGUCUUUUUUCCAACCCAAUUUAUAUGCUGUUUUUAGUCACCAGUGUGGUACAAUUCAAUGCUUUCAUCAAUAUGCUCAUCUUCAAGCCCAAGUACGUGGAACUAGAGUUUGGAAAAUCGGCAUCGAUGCUCCUUUUUUUAAUGGAUGUUUACUCACUGCCUAUUAUACGUGUGGGAUAUUUAAUCGGUGGUUUGGUGAUGAAGAAAUUCAAGAUCACUGCGAAGCAAGCCGCCUCCAUCGCAUUUUUUGUAUCAUUCAGUGAAUACAUAAUUUACCUUUUGAUCUUCACCUGUGAGAAAUCCACCAUUGCUGGCUUAUCCUGGGCCUACGAAGAGGUGGAACACACUGUGCCCUUGGAAGCAAGCACCAUUGCUGACUGUAACGCUGACUGAACUAAUAUCUGGGACCCUGUUUGCGGAGACGAUGGUUUGUGUCACAUAUCAGCUUGUCUUGCUGGCUGUGAGGGAUUCAGUGGGACAGGAAUGAAUAUGGUAACCCUACCGAUUAUUUCCACUUUGAGCACGGUAUGCGGGGGUGGAGGAGAGGAGGAGGAAGACGGCCCGACCCAUCUGAUAAUAGAAAUGAGAAUAACGACGCUCUUUCCAGUGAGCCAUGCUGCUUCUCUGAAUAGAAGCCUGAGACUUGAAGAGAAAUCUCUUGGGGUUGGAGUCCACACAUUCUGCAUCAGAGUACUUGGUAAGGUUUGUUUUGGUAUUUUUUCAGUAAUUUUCAUGGAUUUUCUCAGCAAUUUCUCAAACCAAACACAGAAAAUCUACUUCAGGCUACCAGCCUUCUUGAGAGGAAUCAGCUACAUCCCCGCCAUCUUCAUCCUGCUCAUUCUGUGGCGGAGGCAACCGGGACCUGGGGAAACCCAACCCGCCACUAAGGCAGUGACCGAAGUGGAGCAGCAGGAGAGGCAGGGAUUCCUCGUCCUUCAAAGAUUCAGACUGUUGAAGGAACUGGACAAGCAAACCAAAUUCUAAUCCCCUUAGGAAAGGGGUCUCUCAGCCAGACAGCGCAUGUCUUGAUUUCAGUGUAGAGGUGUAAUGUUGUGUCACCUCUAUCCUUAAGAGCAUCUAACAGAGACCGGCCCAACCGCUAAAGCGUGGUUGAACAAUUAAUCGAUCCAGCAAUCCGUCGUA